This is a messenger RNA of Anopheles cruzii, 3686 nucleotides long. It is a transcript of the gene hfp, whose product is annotated as poly(U)-binding-splicing factor half pint. Gene Ontology annotation, cellular component: catalytic step 2 spliceosome; precatalytic spliceosome. The coding region runs from base 793 to 2592 and encodes 599 amino acids. The record is from RefSeq and is a predicted model, not a curated record. The transcript has 4 exons. Gene Ontology annotation, molecular function: RNA binding. Lineage: Eukaryota; Metazoa; Arthropoda; Insecta; Diptera; Culicidae. Gene Ontology annotation, biological process: regulation of alternative mRNA splicing, via spliceosome; alternative mRNA splicing, via spliceosome; mRNA splice site recognition.
CCAUAUUGGAAUUUAUGCUACUGGACUGGAUUAUACAAACUAUUUUAAUCUUCGUUUAAUCGCCCAAACUCUAUUUGCUGAUGCUCGAGACUGAAAGCACCGGAAACACUCAGUCGAGUUGAGUUCGACAUCGCGGAUAUGAUGUGACGUCGUAACACGUGACGCACGCUCGCUCUGUGUUCUCUAAACUCCCUACCAACCAUCACGCCGCUUCUUCCUUCAUCGAGUCAACUAAUUAAUCCGCAUUAUUUUUUCUUGUUUUUAUUUAUUUUCAGGAUCUAUUCUCGUAUUGUUUUUGUUUUUCUCUCUCUUUCUAUGUCUUUCUCUUUUUGUUUCAUCCCUCCGAGCGAAAAGUGCAAAAUCGCGGCUCUAUGCAAACGUACCGCCAAACGAACGGUUCCCACUACUCUUCUUCCGUCAUCAUAUCACCUUUUGAUCACUUGCAAGCCAAUAGGCCAAAACUCAGAUCGUUCGCCUAUCUACUACUACUACUACUACUACCACCACCACCACCACCACCACUGCUACUAGCGCCUACUGCUACCUCUGCUACUACUUCUACUACCACCAACAUCAUAACUUCUACUACCUGUUCUUUGGCCCGUUUACGUGUUUCGCGUCCCGUAUUAUCCCUGUGCCUUACGCAGAGCGCAGCCUCGUAAGACAGAGUAUGAAACUGAAAGUAGCAAAAACGAGUAUUGCUGAACAAAACACAACACACAAAACAGUAUUCGCAGAGUGUACGAGGCGAAAACAAUGAAAUUGUUGUAGUUGUGAACUCUGACUCGUGGCAUGUGUGUGCCCACGAGUCUUCUUCCCCUUCAAGAGAUCCAUGGAAGAGAAACGAAGAUUUCGCCGUUCAUUCUGCAGCCCGUAUACGACCUACGCCAAAUGGGCGAUGUGGCCUUCGGUCCGGGUACUCGAUCGGCGCUACUCGGCAUAUUGGGUGGUGCACUGCCGCGCCUGACGUCGGAGCAGCACGAUCUCGUGACACGCGCGAAGAAGUAUGCGAUGGAGCAGAGCAUCAAGAUGGUGCUGAUGAAGCAAACGCUUGCCCACCAGCAGCAGCAGCUCGCCAGUCAGCGGACACAAGUUCAGCGCCAACAGGCAUUGGCCUUGAUGUGUCGUGUGUACGUCGGCAGCAUUUCAUUCGAGCUAAAGGAGGAUACGAUCCGAGCAGCGUUCCUACCGUUCGGGCCGAUCAAAUCGAUCAACAUGUCGUGGGAUCCGAUCACUCAGAAGCACAAAGGAUUUGCGUUUGUCGAGUACGAAAUUCCGGAAGGCGCACAGCUCGCAUUGGAGCAGAUGAAUGGUGCAAUGCUGGGUGGGCGCAACAUCAAAGUGGGACGACCGAGCAACAUGCCCCAAGCACAGCAGGUGAUUGACGAGAUACAGGAAGAAGCCAAGAGCUACAAUCGGAUCUACAUCGCGUCCAUUCAUCCGGAUCUCACCGAGGAAGACAUCAAGAGCGUGUUCGAAGCGUUCGGCCCGAUCGUAACGUGCAAGAUGUCGCAAGGCAAUGCCGUGCACUCGCACAAGGGAUACGGGUUCAUUGAGUACCAGACGAACCAAUCAGCCAUUGAAGCAAUUGCCAGUAUGAACUUGUUCGAUCUCGGCGGCCAACUGUUGAGAGUUGGUCGUUCGAUUACGCCACCAAACGCAUUGAUGGGCCCGGCGGCCAAUUCGGCAAUGCCGACGGCUGCUGCCGUAGCAGCGGCGGCUGCAACAGCCAAAAUACAGGCCAUGGACGCGGUCGCAACAAACGCAGUGUUGGGUCUGUCGGCCACCGCACCUACGCUGAAGGUGGGUCUCGGUGGGUUGCCGAUGAAUCCCACCAUAACGACGGCAGCAAGUGCCGGUUUGGUGGCUCAGGCCCACCUGGCCGCGGCCACACAGGCAGCGGCCGCCAUCAAUCAGCAGCCCGGUCUGCUGGGGGCACCGAGCGGUGCUGCACUUGGACUCGCUCCGUCGUUGCUCAUGAAUCCCGUCCUGGGAGCGACCGUAAAGACGCUACCGACCGUUCUGAGCCAAGCCAAUCCAGCGGCGGUUGCUGCGGCGGCUGCAGCGGCUGCGGCGGCGGCUGCCGCAGCAGCUGCCGCUCCGAACGCGACAGCGGAGGACGUGUACAAGAAAGCACAGGAAAAGCAACAAGAGGAGUUACAGAAGAAGCUGUUGGAGGAGGGUGAACCGCAGACACUGCAGCAGCAGGAGUCAAUGUCGAUCAAGGGCCAGAGCGCGCGUCACUUGGUGAUGCAGCGACUAAUGCGGCCACGCGAAAGCAAAGUCGUGAUACUGCGCAAUAUGGUCGGUCCGGAAGAGGUGGACGAGAUGCUGGAGGAUGAGAUUCAAGAUGAGUGUGGCAAGUACGGUGACGUGAAGCGGGUUAUUAUCUACAAGGAGCGCCAGUCCGAGGGCACCUAUGCCGAGGACGACAACACGGACAUGAUCGUCAAGAUCUACGUCGAGUUUUCGCAGGCGACCGAAGCAGACAAAGCCCGCGACGCAUUGAACGGUCGCUACUUUGGCGGCCGGCUGGUCAAAGCGGAGUCAUACGAUCAGGCUCUCUAUGAUCAUGGCGAUCUGUCUGGUUAAGUACACUGAGUCCUUGCUUCAUAAAAUUGCGAUGCAAUGCGAGCUGCAUCCUCUUGCACUCCCCUCCUCCUCCACUCGAAAGAGGAUCGAAUGUCCUCGGGAGAUUUCCGUGCGCGAUCAAUACCUCUUGCGGUGGUGAGGAGCAGUUGUGGUUCCCGGAUCAGUUGGUGCGAUGCCGAUGGUCGCACUAACCUCGAAAGAUGUUGUCCAUUCUCGCAAGAGGGACCCAACGUGUGGUCGAUGUAUGUCUUGGAAAUUCAUUUCGUAAUCAAUUUUCUUCGUGAGACUAAGGUACGACACUAUCGAUAGUAGACCAUCGUGUACCGCAUUUCAGAACGGCCAGAUAGAUUGUAACGUUUUCUUUAUCAAAUCACAUCAUCACCACGGUAGCACCACUCAACUUGAAUCAGUUUGGCUAUGGUUGAGAACACGGGAGAGGAAGAUUACAAGACCAGUAAAUUGAUACCGACGGAGAGAUGGUACGAUUUUAGAAUUAACAGGUGUUCGUGGGAGUAAACUGUAUUGUAUGAUGCAACUAUCAUAAUGCAAUGUUGAAACGGGGAGACGAAUUAAGAAAUAUCUACUAUUUAGGAGAUACGUUAGAAGUUAGCAGAACAGCAAAUGAGAACAAAUGAAGAUAAAACAAUCUUUCCCUUUUACGACAGGUACUUCUUGUACUUUACGACGUCCAGCGGGCUGAAUGAAACCGCAUAAAAAUCGAGUAAACAGUGAUCCUCGUUCGAUUUGUUCAGAAUCGGUGGCUUUAAGAACGGAAGAAUGAAUACGAAAUUAGUAAUGCUACAAAUCAGCGACGCCAAAUCGCAUGCUGAUGGCCGGUUAGGUUAUUUGGUUAGGGCUCAAAACAUCUACAACCAUAUACCGUCGCUUCUGAUUCCAGCACGAAAAUGGCGGCGGACACUUUUCUUUCUGUUUCAAAAGUGCAGUAAUUUGCAAAACCAUUGUAAGGCAAACACCUUAGAGAGACAGCGGAUGCAUCAUUCUUCGGUCUUGCAUAUUAGAAUAAAUAUUAGUGUAUAUACAACUUUAACACAAGGAAGAGUUCUUUUCUCAUACGAUCGAUAAAAUAAAGAACU